UCCCAGAUUAAAAUAAUUUGCACAUGCCUGUGAUUUUAUUAAGUACCAGUAUUUAUUACUCGUAAUUUAUAUGUUUGCAUAAUAACGUUAAUUGUCGUUCGCCGGUUCUUCUUAAGCAAAUAACGACAAUUAUUUGCACGAAAAAGAAGACAAAACUGAAAUUAAAGUGUGUGCAUUUAAUCAAUUCAUCGGCUUCAAAAAAGUCUGAAUAGCUCCAUUUGUUUAUGUUUAUAGUUAUAACUAAUCACCGCCAAAACGACCUUUUCUAUAUGAAUUGAAUGGAAAUGUAAAUAGAAUGCGGCCAUGAGUUGAUUCGUUGUAUUGUGCAGCAUUCGCUUAGUCGUUGUAUUACGCCUGUGUACGUGCAGAAAGUGACAUCGUCAAGCGCUGCGGUGCACAAGAAGGAGAAGGUGGGGUUGUGGUUGUCGUCGCUGUAGUUGUCUCUGCAUUGCCAUUGUUUUUACCCAUUUUUUUGCCGUGCGGCACGUGGCGCGCAGCUCGGGAAAAGGGCGCGCAAGCGAAAAAGGUUCGUGUGUGUUUUUCAGUUUGUGUGUCGCGUUGUGUUUUGCUCUUUCAACUUCGCCACAGACUGAUAGAAGAUGUCGAAAACAGGCGAGAGCAAGCGUGUAUCUUUAACCACCAUUAGCCAGAGCCUUGCGUCUUCGUCCUUGAACAAUGAGGCGGGACUCGGUGCUAUGCCGGCCUUCUCACGGUUUGGUGAGUUUUUGGCGCCAGAAGCGCCCGCACCCGGCAAAAAUAAUUCCAGCAAAAACAGCAAUAAGUGCGUUAGACUUAAUCUUGAGCUGUUCGAAACCGAUUCCACCACGUAUCCAGAGUUCAACUUUUCCAAGCUGGUGCAUUUGGAGAAGAAAAAGGCCAAGAAAUCGAAAGUAAAAACGAACAGUGGGGAUCCUUUUGCUGAUAACGAUGAUGAUGUGGCGCGUAUUGCUAAGGAAAUGGAGAAUAAAUAUGGAAAUGCUUAUGCCAGUGGAAGGGGGCGCAGAAAAGACGACUUUUGUGACAUAGGCAUGGGCUAUGAUGAGAGCGACUCCUUUAUAGACAAUACAGAUGCGUAUGACGAAGUCGUACCCGAGGAUGUCGAAACAAUCGCUGGAGGCUUUUAUAUCAAUUCCGGUGCACUCGAAUUUAAAAACCUUACCAAGCGAUCGUACACAACGCGUACGGAUGCUAUCAUAAAAAUGCCUGAGCGAUCGCGCAAACGUGUGCUCUCCAGCAGCUCAGAGGAAUCAUCCUCUUCAGAAGAUGACGAUGACGACGAGGACGAGGAUGAUGAUGAGGAGGAUGACGACGAUGAUGAUGAAAAUGACUCAGAAAGCGAAAGCUUGGAUGAUGAGGAUGAUGGCCCGGCAUCUGCCAAGUCGAAGAAAAAGUACAAAUCCGGAGAGAAGAGGUCAAAGUCCAGCAUAUCCACCAAGCAAAAGGACAACAAACUGAAUCUAAAUAACAAGAAGCCAAGCAAAAAGCUAGCCAUUACCACUUCAUCCUCUUCGAACUCACCGCGUCCCAGUGUCCUCGAAACAUCGGACACCGAUGAGAGGCAGGCUCAAGCCCUUAAGAAGGUGGUUAAAACAACCACCGUUAAGGAUAUGUUGAAAGCGAAACGCGACAGCUUCCUUAAAUCUCAAGGCGAUAAUGCGGUUAAAGGUGUCGUUAAUGGCGAAGUCAAAUGCACGUCCACGGAUGUCGAGACUAGCAGCGAGAAUGGCGGUACAGAUUCAGCAACAGAGCAAGGCGCAAGGGCAGAUAAGCAUACGAAGGGAAAGGAAAUCACCGAGAACCUGCGAUCGGCAGAUACAAUUUUGCCACCCACAUUGGAUGUAGAACUCCUUUCGUGCAUAAAUACUUUCAAAGAAAUUGUUAGAAGUCGGGAUAUGUGCGGAAAAUUAGUCUUUGAUGACAAGCUGACGGCACUCUUACUCAAGAUCGAUGAAGCACUGCUUUGCUUCGAUCGAAAUGAGCGCAACAUGGUCUUUGCGCACUUGGAAUAUCAACUAACCCUGCCCAAAUACUUUAUCUUGCGCAAGUCCAAGGCUUUACGCGCAAAGGAGGAGAAGAAUAAAACAACAUUGGCGCUAGACAAUCUGCGCAAGGCGAUUGCAAAGAUUAUGCCAAGAGCCAUAGAAAACUAUGAAAUAAAGCUACGCAAAUAUGCCGAGCUGCAAGCUGGCGAAUUGAAUGCGGAACAUCCACCGAAAUUGCCACGCAAAAAGUUUCAGUGGAACACUGAGCUACGCGAACUUCUUUACGAAGUCUAUCAGGCGCGCUGGACAUCCUAUGCUGUGCUAGGCAAGCGCAAGGAUUCGCUGGAGGAGUUUAUAAAUGGGUAUAUGAAGGAGAAGGUAGUCGAUAUAUGGGCCAAAGGUUGGAUGACCUAUGAGGAGUUACAGCGCGAAAUUGACCGUCACAAAGCGGCUAUUAAGGAGGCCAAGGAGAAGAACAAGAAGCUGAUUGCAUCAUGUUCAACGACAACAUCGACUUGUGCCAGUCCUCUGGCAGUAGAGGAGCUCGCGACUUCGGCGCAAAGUCGUUCCUGCGCUAACUCAGACACGGAUUCUGCUACAAGUGCCUCAUCAAAUAGUCUCAAGCGCAAGUUGAAGGAAGCGUCGACAACAGCGGCCCCAAGUCCUAAACAGAUUGCCAAGGCGCCAAGGAUAAGAAAGGUUCAAAAGACAACCAAUCAAACGGCUGUGCCGCAUUUGGAUACUUUACUUGAGAUGCCCAGCACUUCGGCGCAGGCCGCUGCCUUAAAUGCGGCAAUGGCGACAACAAUUGAUUUGGCCUCGCCACCUAAGAAGACCGAUCAUAGUAUCUUUAAUAUUAUGACGCCACCUAUUGUGGCUACGACCAAUAGUAUGGCUGUCAAUAGCAACCUACAACAGCAGCAGGUCCAACAACCAUUACAUUCCAAAAUAAUGCCGCAUGUCAUCAAUCUGGAUGACUACAAGAGUCCCAGUGACAUAUUGCAUACGUCAAAGCAGCUGGCAGCUACAAACUAUACCACAACUGCUGGACGUGGAGACGGCGCCAAUUGGCAGGCCAGUGUUGGACGUCGUGAGAGCAGCAGCGAAUCUGAUUGUGUGGAAGUUGUUGGAGUUUUUCCAGCAGCUGCUGCAGGAAAGUCAAAAGCUCCCACCAAAUCCAGGGCCAAUCACAAAACGAAGACUGUGCCUACGGCAACUGUACCCAGACUGCCACAAGUUUCUGCAAACGGAACUUCGCUUGGCUUCAGCAUGGAUAACCUGUAUAUGUUUAACAACAAUACAAAUCUUGCUGGUGCCACCAUUGCCUCCACCUUGAAUGCUGUCAGUACCGUCGAUCUCAUGAACAAUCCGCAGAUUAUGCAAACGUUGUCCGAGUUAAAAAAGCUAGAGAAGAAAAGGUGGUCAGCACCGUCCACCCACACAUUGCCCGCCGGCGGUAGCCUAAAGGGUGCCAAUACGGGUGCGGGAGCGGGUGCUUCAACUCAUCAAUGACCAGCGCUGAAUGCCACACAGUCUACGGCAGUGUCGGCAUUCUAUAAUCAUGAACAGGCCGUUGCCGCAGCCCUUGUGCUCUCGUCCAUGAGUGCGCCCGUCUAUGACAAACAUCUGGGUCUUCUGAAUGGUGGUUUGCCAGCAACGACUUUAAGCGGAACGUCUCCCCACACACUGCCACAAGUAUUUCUUAAGCCUUCCCCACCACCAGCUGCUGCCUCUGCUGUUCCUUCUUCUGCUGUCGAAGUCAUGAGCAGUAGUGGCGCAUCUUUAUCACCAUCCAUUACACAAACAACAUCAACGCAACAACCCACAAAGUUUUUUUAGAAGAAGCUAAGUUAUUGUGCCCUGAUUUGUAUGUAUCUCCUAGACUCCCAUUACCUAUUACCAUAUUGAGAUCAGAAUUAUAAGCUCGUAGGCUUCAUACGUGGGGAGUCACGGAUAUCCUUUCCCACAGUUUGUGAACAAAUGUCAUGAUGUGCAUUUGCAAAAGGUCCAACCUAUACAAAGAUGAUCGACAAUCGUCAAUGCGUCCUUCUGUUUAAUCGCACCAGUCUAAUAUCCAGCUUCGCCCUAGUCUUACUUUUUAUUAUUUUGUAAAAAGUUGCGUUGCUAAUGGUUUUGCUGUUGAGAAUUGAAAUAACAAUCUCUCAAUUAGUCAGAAGUCGUCACAGAGAUUUUGUUAAACCAGUUGAGAAGCCAACAAUUCAUAAUUACAAGCUAAAGCUGAGUCCAAUCGGUUUUAAUAUCAUUUUAAUUUUUUAAGUUUAUAAUUUAAAUCGAAACUUGUAGAACUUUGGGGAAGGGUACCUCUCAGUUCGGUGUGAGUAGAAGUUGCGUUCCUUUCUUGUUUGUUGUUGCCCAUCACCACCAACUACACCAGUACUUAGACAGAAUCAGCGCAAGUUAAUCUAGUUAUUUAUAGCGAACCAUUUUUAUUAAAUAAAAGAAAUAUAAGUUAUACAAUAAAAAACAAA
Molecule: messenger RNA, 4471 nt
Organism: Scaptodrosophila lebanonensis
Lineage: Eukaryota; Metazoa; Arthropoda; Insecta; Diptera; Drosophilidae
Gene: yem
Product: yemanuclein
Exons: 6
Coding region: 600-3494 (964 amino acids)
Cellular component (GO): nucleus
Source: RefSeq, a predicted model, not a curated record